Molecule: messenger RNA, 11651 nt
Organism: Porites evermanni
Lineage: Eukaryota; Metazoa; Cnidaria; Anthozoa; Scleractinia; Poritidae
Source: the annotation of a GenBank genome assembly
CAGGGUACUGACGGUGCGCGAAGGUGCGCACUAACGACAGAGAUCAUCGACCGACAAUAUCCUGAUGUCACCACGGUGUAUGAGAGCUUUCUUCGAGGAAAGAGCAUCUCUGGUAAGUUUAUACAAUUAUUACCUCUUUUGAAAUAGCUCGAGUUUUCUUUCUUUAACACAAAAAUUCAGUACCGCCCGCUUUUUCAGUCACACUUGCUGUACUGUCAGGGGUGCCGAGGCCAUGUAACGACACAAGGUAUUUGACAGAGUGACGUCAAUCUUGGCAGAGGCCGUGAGGUCUCUCUUUAUUUGUCUUCAGCUAUGAUCGGUGGCGCGGGGUCGGUACUGAAAGAAAUUUUAUACUAGGAGCUCCGCCUCGAGGUCCAACCCUUAACUCUUUUAUAUACCAUUUUUGACCUUUUAUUGACGAAUAGUAUCCCUUUCAGAUACCUUGUUUAGAACCUUGCAUCCCUUCCAAAUGUAAUAAAAGCACUGUCUUUUAAAUAUGAAUAAAUGACAAAAUUAAAAUGUUUUCUCCACCCUUCGGCAGCCAAAAAAAGCAUCUGUGAUCUGUUAGCCCUUUGGGGCCUUUCUACAGACCGAAAUGUCUGAUUUCCGUACCCUUCCCUACAUCAACUGCUGAAACCUUUAACUUUUCAUAUACCUGAAGCCUGAAAAAGGUACCUCUUUCAGGAGGAAAGACCUUUUAUUGACGAAUAGUAUCUCUUUCAGAUACCUCGUUUAGAACCUUGUAUCCCUUCCAAAUGUAAUAAAAAGCACUGUCUUUUAAACAUGAAUAAAUGAUAAAAUUAAAAUGUUUUCUCCACCCUUCGGCAGCCAAAAAAAGCAUCUGUGAUCUGUUAGCCCUUUGGGGCCUUUCUACAGACCGAAAUGUCUGAUUUCCCUACCCUUCCCUACAUCAGCUGGUGAAACCUUUAACUUUUCAUAUACCUGAAGCCUGAAAAGGUAACUCUUACGGGUGGAACCUCCCCGUAUAGGUCAUUGUAGGGAUUACCCUCCCCCCGGGACUAUGAUUCACAUCAAACUUAAAGUGUUGUUAAAUGAGGAUUUGACUUGUGAUUUUCAAAUAAGCUACGCCUAUGACAAGCAUAAAAGCGCUUACCUGUUUCUGUAGAACAUUGUGGCACAAUUCCUUCUCGAAGACUUUAUUUCCGAACCAUAAUUCUUAUUACAACUCCCCGCGUCUGUCCAGUAGGGAAAAAAAGCUCUUUAUUUUGUUACCCAUAUUUUCCAGAGACGAUUGUUUCACUUCAGAAAGUUGUUUUUUUUCGAAAAUAAACCGCCUAUUGCAGAAUGACCUGCCUGUCUUUGCAAAUCAAAGAAGGUUUAGGAAGUUUCCAUCCUCUCAACUUAGAACAGUACUUGGAAAUCAUGGGAUGAACAUCCUUCCGCGUAAAUGUAAGAGAAUCCAAGACAGUCCUAAAUUCUGGAUUCCAUGUCAUUGAUUCCGGAUUCCAGCUACUGGAUUAAGGAUCGUUUGUCAGUGGAACUGGGAAUCCAGAUCCCAAUCGUUAGUGGGAUUCUGGAAUUGUAUUCCAGAUUCCAAAGCGCAGCAUUCCGGAUUCUAAGAGCAUAAAUUUCUCGGAUUCCGAGAGCCGGAUUUCCUUAAAUGUGCAAAUCCUUGAAACAAGUUAUUAAUUUCCAAGGUGAUGGUCCCUGUCUUGGAACAUGGAACAAAGAAAGAAAACAAUACACGUGGCUAUCGUAUAACCAGGUGGGGAGUUCUUUUUUUUUCUCUCCAUUCUUUCUUCAUUUUAUUUUUUUGCAACUGUUGUAAAAAAUAUCUAAUAAUAACAAUAAAAAACCUGGCCACAGGUUAAAAACAAAAAAGGUAGGGAGUUCUAUUCAAGUUAAACCCCUCGCGGUUAGGAGGUGAGGAAGCGAGGGGGCGAGGGGACGAGGGUGCGUGGGGGCGAGGAGGCGAGGAUGACACCUUCCCACUCCACCCAACAGAAGUUUCGUGUUCAUGCCCAGUUCUUUUAAAACCUCUAGCCAGCUCAGUCAUGGUUACGAGAUAUCCCCUUGAACGUGUCAUGGGAUCAAUUUAUCUUUGAGCGUAAACUGCAGAUACACCCUUCCAUAAAAGAACAUACAAAAGAGAUCCGAAAGAAGCAAAAGUAUAAAAUAUAACUACUUCUUCUCUCCCCAGGUCCACGAACGUGCAACGAAAGUCGGUAGAGGCUUGGUUGCCAUUGGUUGCGAGCCUUCACAAAAGAGUUUCAUUGGUAUUUAUGGACCAAAUCGUAUGGAGGUAUGAUAUCGUAUAAUACUAACUAGUAUUUGUGAUUUUUAUAGGUGUACAAUCCAAAAUCUUUCAUCCAUUGACAGAGUUGCUUUUAUGGGAGACGGUUAAUAUUUUGGUUUUAUGACUCAUGCAGUUAACAAAAAAUAUUGAAAAAAUUUUCAAAAUUAAUUUCCAUUGUUCUAAAACAGGAGUACUUUGCAACCAUUCAGAACGGAAAAAAGAAGCUAGAGUAUUACUCUAGCUUCUUUUUUCGUAAAACAGGAUCCAAUAUCUGCAAGUAACGACACACCAUUUUUAACACUUUUAAAAUUUUGGCUAGAGAUUUUUUUACGGCUGGCGAGCUUUGCACGUACAUUCUAUGCAUUUCCGUUUGUUCACAGAAAACACAGUCCAGAAAAUCUAGAUCUUUAAAGACACCAUAAAAAAUACGUAAGUAAAGUCACCUGGGAUUGACUGGACCGCACGCUCUACAAAAGAUACCAGUGGCACGGACACAUACUAUGUGUGCCGGGAGUCCUGACGUAUAUGUAGUAGUUGGUGCCAUCCCCGGUGAGGAUAAGCCCGUCAAUUUUAAUCUCCCGGCAUCUUCCUCCCUCUGAAACUAUAUAUGAGUACGCUAUGUUACUUUCAGUGACCAUCCUAAAUUCAGUUGGCCUUUCCCAGGCUCCAAGACAGUUAUGUGCAGUGAUGGUGAUUAUUACUACGAAAAUUCCCCCUGCGCACGUUUCUUACUUUCUAUCAGUUUUCGUGCCAUAGUCACGAAUCACUACUAUCUUGGAACCUGGAACAGGCUAGCCUGCGUUGCAGACGCAAACUAACUCCGGUUAGUGACGUCUACAAAGCAGCGUCUGAAUCUUAGUUCUUAGCCUGCGCAGCAGGCGCCAAACGGACUCGACUAGUUACUGGAAAUGCGUUUCGAAUUUGUUUUCAAAUUGACUGGCAUUGAAAUUACUUUUUUAACAGGUCAUUCAUGGCGCGUACUCAAAUCCUGGUACACGGGUGAGGGCCCGUCAGACUUAAACCGAAGUUUAGUUCUGUCUGUGGGCUAAGAACAGUCUACGUCUUUAUAAAAAGGGGGAUUAUUUUAAAGGACAGAAAGAACUGAUGCAGAUGUUUCUGUUUUAAGUAUUGCAACUUACUUUACCUACAUUUUUUUUCUCUCUCUUUGGAGAGCACCUGUAUUUUGGGAGGCUAUUGUCAUUGCUUCUUAGCUUUAGACUCAGAUUCACCAGGGUGAUAGGCUCCUGGAUUCAGAGGUUUUUUAUCUUUAGGCAAAAUCUUGGGUACACGCACAUUUAUCGUCUAAAGAAUGAAUUAGAGUCAUUUUUACCGAAAAAACAAACGCUGGAAACUAUAAACCCCCUUGAGAGGUUGCGUGAAAUAAGAGAGAAAUUAGGACGUGAAACAGUUGUACACAUUUGACUUAUAUGAUGAUUUUUUGAUUCAUUUCGACGAGUCCGCUUUGAACGUCGGAACAAGUCUACAUUAUAAUGACCUCAAAGCGGCUUGAAAGCAAUGAUUUUCUUGAAAACUUUAUUCUUUGAUUAUACGUUUACAUUACAGCCGAGAUUUCAACUAUUAUUUGCAACGAAGACAAAGUUUCUUCGCUUUUGGAGCAUGCACAUUCCUGUAAGGGGCUAAAAUAUCUGAUAAAGAUUGGCACCCAGGUAACGGAAGAGCAGAGCACGACAGCAAAGGGACUGGGACUCCAAAUCAUGUCUUUUUCUGAUUUAGAGGUAGGUCGAGUCCUAAGCAACAAGCCUCCGUUACUCGCUCUAGGCUUAAUCGAUCUUUAUUAAAUAGAAAUAUAUUUAUUUGCUAAGACAUUAGGAAAACAUUGGGCAAAGAGCAUGUAGCUCAGGGUUUAAUUCGAAGUAAUAUAUCAAAUUCCCUAAGUUGCAGCAUGAUGAAGUGAUUUGGUAAAUCUCGCAAACACGUAUUCAAAACCGCAUUAAAUUUAAAGAGAAAAUGCAAGCACAUUUAGCGCUCAAUAAGAGUUCGUUUUGCUGACCAUGGCUAGUUUUAUGCUCCGAUUUUCCACAGAGAAAACAAUAAUGAAAAAAUCAAGGAAUCAAUCUGAAUCAUAGUUCCUGGUUCCCUCAAAUCUAAAUACACUUCAUUUCGCUUCUUGUUUUAAACUUUGAGAAAACACUUCCAUGCUUCUUGGGCUAAAUUUUGGGCGUGGCUUCGGAGUCAGGGUCUGAUGACCACAAUUCAAUUCAAACUGUAAGCCCACCUUUCUCUUGUCAAUUUACAGGAAUUAGGAGAGAAGAAUCCUCGUGAACUAAAUGUAUGUGAGUUUUGAACUAUAUAUUAAAUUUGUUUUAAAAAAAGUAAAGAAGAGUACUUAACAAUUAAUUGUAUACUUUUCAGUCGUAUGUAAGUGUCUUAAUUUAAAUGGUUUGUGAGUAGUCAAGCCAGCUUCUGAUGGGAUUCAACAUGAGAACCUAGUGCUUUUGAUCACGCUCUAUAAGAGCAAUUGCCGUUAGAUGUGAAGUAUGUUAAAUGAAAUUGCCUUCUUUCAAUUGAACGAAAGAAAUACCAUUGAUAAAAAUUUGUGAUUUGUACCCACUAGAAUACGGUGCAUCUUUGCAGUGCCUCGUUGACAACGAAAGUUAACAAUGUGCUUGGAAAGGUUAAUCCGUAGUUUUCAAAAACUCAGAAUGCAAGAUUUAGAACGAACAUUCUGAAUGGAUUUAAUGUAAUUUAGAUAAUUUGAAGUAUCACUGCCCUUUAGCAAACGGACAGUAUUUUUGGUUAAGUGUAAUAAGGCAAACGGUAAAUGUAGAAAUCAAACCGAUUCAUGAAUCCCAAUGUGUGUUUAUAAACAGCCAGCAAAACCAGAGGACAUAUUAACAGUAUGCUACACAAGUGGGACAACUGGUAAAUACCUUUUUCUCGUUUCAGUAUUAUGAACCUUUUACAUGGGUUUUGAGUUUCGUUUGGUUUUAGUCUUCAGUACACAGAACUAACCAAAGCUUAUUAUGAUCAUCAAUAUAGGACCACCAAAAGGUGCAAUCCUCACCCAUGCAAACCUUGUCAGUGACAUCUCAGCCUAUCGGUGGAUUUAUCAACAGGUAAGUUGCAAAUAAGGUUGAAAACACAAACAGAAACAACGCCCUACAUACGUACAGUCUGGGAAAGACGGAAGGAGGCACAGAAACUUAGUGCUUCUAUUGAACUAAUAAAAGUAGGCCUUCGAGCUCAAGACUAUGCUCAGUCUCCGGCAGUGGAUGUCUCGAUACGCCCGCAGUACCCGCUUGGGGAGUACCGCGGGUGCACUGAGACAUCCACGGCUGUAGACUGAACCUACAAUCUCAGACAAAACCUUGAAACACUUUGGAAAAUUCUGCUCCCUGUCGUUUUCCGCCUCCCUUUUUGCAAUUUUGUUUCAGCCACGUAUAAAUAACUUUGCAAUAACAUCUCAACAUUGUAGAAGGAAAGGGACGUGCAUAGGUGUUUCAAUGAUUUUUGGCGAGGAUUGUAGCUUAAAACCUGAUGCUUACAUUCCCGUUCAUUAAAAAGAAACAUAAGGUCUAGCAGAUUAGGGAUUUUAAGACCUUUCUUUUUUAAAGUACGGAUUUCUCGUUUAACAAAGAAGGGGGUCUAACUUGUGAAAAGCUCUCCUUGAUCGAGUGAGUGGUAUAUACAAAGCUCUUAAUCGACCGUUUACGGUUAUGGAGGUAUUUUUAAUAUACUCAAGUGUUAACUCUUUAGCCACCAAAAAUGAAUUCUUAUUGUUAAUAAAUUGAUAUAAAAGUUUUUAUCGAUCAUAGCUCCCUCAUCAGGACUCUGUUUUGUUUAUCAGCCUUGGAAAUUACAGGCAACGCGGAUCACUAGGGUAGCUUUUAACAUUUGCAACUGUAUUUGUCCACAUAGAGUUGUUCUACGACAAAUAGGUAGAUAUAAUCAAACCUCUAUGCUCAAACACGGGGAUGGAACAACUUGCUGAUCAAUAAAGCUUAAUUGGUCCUAAUUAGAGGUUUUGCUUACAAUUUUAGGUGACAAUUUUGUCCACUAGCCACUUCGGUAACUGGCCUCUAAAUGGCAGAUGACCCCUUAAUACGAAUAACAGAUGUUCAAUUGUAGCUUUUGCAAGUGCGUGGACUAAUCAUAUGUAUUCAUUUCUUAUUAAUUUCAGAGUGGAUUUCCAGAACUGACCCCCGAGGAUGUACAUUUGUCAUUUUUGCCUCUAGCUCACAUGUACGAACGGAUAAAUCAUGUAAGUUCAUUAGUAAAUAAAUAAAUAAAUUAUAAUUAGUUAAUAAGUGGCGUAAAUUUGGUACUCUCCUCUUAGUAAGUCUUCACUUUCUUGGAAAACUUGGAGGGGCUCCUGGCCUUCCAGCGCCCCCGGCUCCGCCAGCGUCAUAUGGCUAGUAUUGGGCUGUGAGGACAAUGAGCGUUACACGGAAUCCACCUCAAAAUGGAUGGAUUCACAAGUAAACUGUACACCUUCGUUUUUCGGUUUAUGCAUAGCCUGGGAUAAGCAAAAUAUUGUUUCGUCUCAUUACUAGCUUUUUCUUUUAAGUUUUUAACGACUUUCUUUCAGCUUCAUUUAAUGCUCAGUGGUGCGCGAAUUGGAUACUUUAGUGGAGACAUAAAACGGCUUCUUGAAGACUGCAAAGAGCUUCAGUAAGUAAAGCAUGUAACCCUUUUAGCCGAGAAUCAGAAAUAAAAAAUGCGUGAAUUCUAAACUUGCAUUAAAUUCCUGGAUUUACUAAUAUUCGACUUAUUUUAAACAGGCCAACGAUCUUCUCAGCCGUUCCUCGUUUACUAAACAGAAUUUACGACAGAGUAAGUAAAAAGUCCCGAGUGGUUUUUGGAUUGCAAGGCCGUUUUUUCUUGCCCAAAUAAAUGUCCGACCGUAUUCCCUGUAAACAUCUAGCAAUUUCCUUGAAGUAAUUGAAAAAACGUUAGCCUAAAUAUGAUUUCCCCAGCAGUCUCGAUCUCUUCAGUUUCUUAUCUUGUUGCUAACGCUGUUACGCCUUUCACAGACUGUUCAGACUCAUCAACAGCCACAAUAUCAUGACGUUAAUCGAUUAAGUCAUGCUUGAUAAUUUUGCUAUUUAUUAUCAAGUUCACUUAAUAACAUAUUCUAUAUUUAACUACUGAUAAGGUGACUUCUGGAGUAGCAAAUAGCAAACUCAAGCAAUGGCUUCUUCAAACGGCGCUGAACUCAAAAGAAAACGAUCUAAAAAGGUAACUUUUAAAGAGAUUUAGUUGAAAUGAUAAUUCGAAUAACCCGCCCUCAAAUAUAACUUGUUUAGGAAGCUAAAAUUGACCCACUUUGUUGUUUGUUGUUGUUUAGGGGAAUCAUAAGCAAAGACACAAUGUGGGAUGUGAUAGUCUUCCGCAAAAUCCAGGUAUGUUACGUGUCGAUCACUUUGACGUAGCAGUCUAGACUCGAGGGGUACAGACCUUAAUUCCGAUUAAACCACGUACUUUUAUCGGCUGUAGAAGUUUCGUCCCAAUGAGUGCAACGGAAUCCAAGACAGUCUUCGAUUCUGGAUCCCACGCCGUGGAUUCCGGAUUCCAGCUACUUGAUUCCAGUCUUUGUCAGUGGAACUUGGAUUCUGGAUUCCAAUCCUUAGUUGGAUUCCGGAUUCCUUGAGCUGUAUUCCGGAAAGGAUUUCGGAAUUUCGGAUACUAUAAGCAAAAUUUUCUCAGGGUCAGGAUUCCAAAAGCGGGCGAAGAAGUUGGCUGAUAUUCAGAUUUUCUGGCGUGUGCUGUAAAUAUAUAUUUUUCUGGGAUUUUUCCCCUUGAAUAAAUUAUAACCUCUGAAUUAAUUACAACGAUGAAAUGUUCAAUUCACAGAAUCUUCUUGGUGGCCGAGUUCGCUAUAUACCGUGUGGUUCGGCACCCUUGUCUGCUAAGGUGACGUCAUUCAUCAGAUGCGUUAUGGGAUGUCAGGUGAGUUACACUUGACGGGCACAUCAUAGUUUUGCUCAUGUGCUAAAACAUAUGACUUCAUAAUCACGCCUUGUUGACGUCAGAGAUUAAACAUGUAUACAUUAACAAGCUCAUAACGCUACCACCGCCCAAUGAAAUGGGUCCAAGGCAGUCUUGGAUUCUGGAUUCCACACGUUGGAUUUCGGAUUCAAGGUACUGGCUUCCGGAGCUCUGUUUGUGGAACAUGGAUUCCUGAUUCCAAUCUUUAGUGGGAGUCGCAUUACUACAGCUGUUCUCCGGAUUCCAAAGCCUAGGAUUUCGGAUUCAACGAACAAAAUUUCCUGGAUUCUGGAUUUCACAGGCAAAAAACUUCCCCGAUUCCGGAAUCCCUUACAUUGGGCGACUACCAAUUUGCUCUUGUCUGUUGCCAACUUUGUUUUCGUCCUUCUAAUAAGAGAUUCGUAUUUCAUUUUGACAGCUGGCAGAAGGAUACGGUCAAACUGAGGCCACAUGCGCAGUAACCUUUCAGCUCUAUAAUGAUCCCAUGGCAGGUAAGUGAAAACUUCAUGCAAAAAAAAUAUUGAAAACACAGAAAUAAAGUAUAUAUAACUCCUAUCAAAGACUGGAAAGAUUCUUUUCCGGAGUGCUCGAAAUCUUUGAGUGUCUUUUGGAACAAGCGAUUAAUGGUCAUCGUUUACUCCUUAACAGAGGGUCAUGUUGGACCUCCAAUUCCUUGCAACAUCGUAAAACUCGUCGACGUGGAGGAAAUGGAAUAUUUUGCCAAAAAUAAUCAGGGCGAGGUAAGAUAACAUCCAUCUCACCUUAGUUUAAAACUGUUUGAACGUUUUUCUCCACUGCCUUUCGCGCCGGAUUCUCCUCUCUUUCGCCCCGCCAUGUAAGGGAAUCCAAGACAGUCUUGGUUUCUGGAUUCCGGAUAUUUUGUCAGUGGAACUUGGAUUCCGAAUUCAAAUCGUUAGUGGGAUUCCGGAAUCCUUGAGCUGUAUUCCGGAUUCCAAAGCAGAGGAUGAUUCCGAAUUCCACUACUUAGAUUUCUCGGAUUAGGGAUUCCAAAAGCGAAAAUUUCCAGGAUCCGGAUUUUCUAACAAGGGGCGAGAAACCAUUUCAUUCUGACCAGUUUUCUGAUCCAGGCUUAGCAGCUCCUCUUUUUCUAGAGCUUGAUUCUUUACUACAUCUGAACUCCAUCUUCUAUAUUCAGGUUUGCGUGAAAGGACCAAACGUUUUUAAAGGCUACCUUAAGGAUCCGGCAAAGACGGCUGAAACUAUUGAUAAGGAUGGCUGGCUUCACACUGGUGACAUAGGAGAAUGGCUUCCGGUAAUUUAUUUGUACAUCCAAACGAGUAGGAGUGAAAAAAGCUGACCGUGCAUUCUGUAUUGAUGCAAAACGACAUUGGUUGGCAAACCAUCGAAUAUUUGAUGGAAGCUAUUGUUUACGUGAUGCUGACAUAAAAGUAUAGGCCCAUUUCUUACCGUUUGAACAAAAUAUGAAAUCGUAUUAUUAUUAUUAUUAUUAUUGUUGUUGUUGUUGAUAUUACUAUUACCAUUACCAUUAUUAUUAUUAUUGUUAUCAUCUUGUUCACAUAUUUUAUACACUAGUAAUAAAGCUAAACCAAAACAAUUAUCCUGACCAAUACUUUUAAAUCAUUUAAGGCCAUCUUUUUUUAUUUAGAUUGAAAAAAAAAAGUAUGUGUGCAAGGUAGUACAUGUGAAACACAGACAGCUUUGAAACCAGAACUUGUUUGUGCGUUUGCUCUUUCAGAAUGGAACUUUACGAAUAAUUGAUCGCAAGAAGAAUAUAUUCAAACUUUCUCAGGCAAGUUUGUGCUUAGCUGCACAUUUCAAUACCACUUCUAUAUUUUGAUUUUUUAAAAAAAAUUCCAUUCUGUUAUCAUUCUAAACUUUCGAUUUUCGUUUUUUCUAGGGAGAGUACAUCGCUCCUGAAAAAAUCCAGAACGUGUAUCUGCGCAGUCUGUUUAUUGCGCAGGUAUUUGUUGUUGGAAACAGUUUGAAGGUAAGAACACUGUAGUCUGAAAUGUCUACUAACCCCACCCCUAACCUGUGGGGCUAGGGGGUGAAGACGGCUGACAAUUCAGACUAGAUGGGCUUACCCCUUAAAGCCCCAAUAUCCACAUAUAAAUUCUCCAUACUGAUCUUCAUACAUUUCCUUCAAGAGUUAGUUGAGAGAGUUUGUUAACAGAUCGAUCCAUUUUCUCUUCAGUGAUCAUUUUAUUAACUCUUAUAACCAUUUCUAUUGGUAACAUAUGGCUAUUGUUAUGAGAAAAUUAAUGUUGGUCAAUAUCGGCGGGGCUUCUAAAGGCAGAGGAGAGGGGGAGGGAGAGAGAGGAGUAUUCUUUCGCUCUCUUUCCCAACCCCAGCCAGCCAUUGCUCUUUCGACGUGUCGCACAUGCCAAAAUAUUUCACUUACAGGCAUGCUAAGAAAAUGGCGAGGAAGCUGGCCAAACUGUUAGUGAAUAGGUACGACAUAGAUGUCGCAUUUUUUUAAAAAAUUAUCUCGCUAUGAAGGGAUCUAAGGGCUAAAGACAUAUCACUGGGUAUUAAAAAAAAAAUAAAAAUAAAAAUAAAUAAACAACUUUAAUUCUCUUCCCAGUCUUUCAUCGUGGCAAUUGUUGUCCCGGACGCAGAAGUCCUGGAGCCCUGGGCCCGAAAUAGUGGCAUUGAAGGAGACAUUAAACAGCUUUGUGAAAAUAAGGUAAAACACUUCUUCUUGAACAAUACUGACUUCUCUAAAGACCUCAAGAAGCCACCUCCUACUCCCACGUAAAUUGCGUCCUUUGGAUCCCCUCUCCCCGCAGAAUUUCGGUUGCCCUCCGUGAAAGUUCCGGAUUCUAAACGCUAGGAUUCCCGACUCCACGAGCAAAAUUUUUCCGGAUUUCGGGAUCCCUUACAUGGGGCCAUAUUUCUGACAUCAGCUAACCCAAUUUUUAUGAAAAAAAAAUUACAGAGGUUAAAAAUUGAUACGAGAAUUUUUUUGUUUCCGAACUUCGCUCUACAUAUAAAUUAGAGGUUUAAGAUACCACGACGGCGACGGCCACGAAAAUGUUGCUUAAAAAAUGAAUCCAAGUUCUUUCAAUCUCUAUCGCGAUUAUGUCAUUUCGCUUUGUCAAAUGCAUGCGAACUCUUCUGGAGCCGAGUUCCUCACGACUAUACCCAAGUUCAGAGAGAGAAAGAAAAUUUCGUCGUCACUUGUUUACGUUUCACGAUAAAACGUGAAAUAAGGGUUUUCACGUCAUAGUCGAGCAGCGACGGCAAAGAAAACACAAAAAAGCGUAAUGCACGUGCAGAGAUGCUCUUUUGCCUUUUUAACCUAUUGCUUUUUUGACGUUCUCGUUGCCGUCGCCGUCGUGGCAUCUAAAAUUCCCAAUUUCCUCGUUUCCAGACUGUGUAUCAGACUAUAUUCCAAGACAUGCUGGACAAAGGCCGAGAGGGUGGACUGAACUCUCUAGAACAGGUACAAAUCUCUGGGUGA